Molecule: messenger RNA, 1917 nt
Organism: Salvelinus sp. IW2-2015
Lineage: Eukaryota; Metazoa; Chordata; Actinopteri; Salmoniformes; Salmonidae
Source: RefSeq, a predicted model, not a curated record
UUAAAUGUAUUUGGCUAAGGUGUAUGUAAACUUCUGACUUCAACUUUAUAUAAUAUACCUUUCUCAAUGUCUAUCUUAAUGCAGUGAACAAGUGUUCUAUGAUGUCCCUAAUUGCAUUAGCUUAUUUAUAUUAAUGAAUGCAAAAACAUGUUAAUUGUCAGAGACAAUUACUAGACUUUGAUUGAUACACUAUAUGAUCAAAAGUAUGUGGACACCUGCUUGUCCAACAUCUCAUUCCAAAAUCAUGGGCAUUAAUAUGGAGUUGGUCCCCCCUUUGGUGCUACAACAGCCUCCACUCUUCUGGGAAGGCUUUCCACUCGACAAUUUCAAGUACAAUAAUAAUGAAUGAAGACAAAUGAUCGUAAAAAGAAUGCAGAUCAUAGAUAGACUGCGAACACCUUAGGAUUCUCUCAGUGCCGUUACUAAUAUAGACAUCUAAGUUGAUUUCAAGUCUGAAUCGGACCUACUUCCCAUUUAACUGUCAUUGUUGCACUGGGUUUAGGCUACAUGUGAGUUUCAGUCUGGUGCUGUGGAAAAGUUAAGGCAAACAUGAUUUCCUUAAUCAUAUGGCCCACUUACUUUAAACCAACACAGAGAGAGUGUGGUUGGUUGCCCAUUCAAGUGGUGCAGAUCAGAACCUGAAAUCCCCCCUCUCUUUUCCAGCCUCAGUAACAAGCAUGGAAAGAGUGAAGAACAUGUGCAGCACUAGCAGUGUGGUGCACUGGCUAGCCAGCCUGACCCUGACCUUGACCCUGGUAGGGAGUGUCCACCCCAUGCCUGUGACCGUAGACCCGGUAUGCACGGCGGACGCCACUGCCAAGUACAGUCUGACAUUUUCAGGAAAGUGGAGCCAGAACUCCUUCCCCAAGCAGUACCCAAUCUAUCGCCCCCCUGCCCAGUGGUCCCCACUCAUUGGUAAGGCAAAUACUCUUAUUAGCUUGUGCUCCUCCAGAGGUGAUGUAACUCUCCUUACGUUCCUAUACUGUAAUAGAUUUCUAUAUUCAUGAGUAAAACAUGGUAUGACAAAAAAAAUGACACUCGUAGAAAAAAGGGUUCCAAAAAGGUCCCCAUAGAAGAACCCUUUUUGAUUCCAGUUAGAACCCAGUAAGGUUCCAUGUAGAAGGGUUCUACAUGGAACCCAAAAGGGUUCUACCUGCAACCAAAAAGUGUUCUUCAAAGGGUUAUCCUAUGGGGACAGCUGAAGAACCCUUUAAGGUUCUAAAUAGCACCUUUUUUUCUGAAAUUGUAGACAUCUGGUAAAUGUAUGGUGGUAGACAAACACCUGGUACAUUUAUGGUAGUAGACAUGCAUUGCAGAUGUCCCCUUUCCCCUACAAUUUAUAACCCUUUGAGCACAUGGAAAAGUGCUAUAUGAAUCCAAUUAAUUACCAUUACUAUUAGGUUACAGUGUGCCUGAAACGUAAACCCCUCAAAUACUGUACAAUCUGAGCUGCCAAUUAAGAGCUAGACAAACAUGAGGAAAGAAUGUAAUUUAUUGCAAUGUGUGAUUCCUCCAUUCCAGGGGUGACCCACAGUUCAGACUAUCAUAUUUGGCAACGAAAUGAGUUUGCCAGCAACGGGGUAAGGGAGUUCUCUGAGAAGGGCGAGGCCUGGACUCUGAUGAAGGAGGUGGGGGCGGCUGGGGAAAACAUCCAGAGUGUCUACGGGCUGUUCUCCACUCCAGCCGUGGUCAGGGGAACGGGUCAGAUGACCUCAGAGUUCGAUGUCUUCGCAAGGCACUCUUUCCUGUCCUUCGUAGUGCGGAUAGUUCCCAGCCCAGACUGGUUCCUGGGAGUAGACAGCUUUAACCUUCGUGAAGGAGAGCAUUACACUGGAGCGGUACCCCUACGAUGCAGGCACUGACAGCGGCUUCACCUUUUCCUCUCCCAACUUUGAGACCAUUCCUCAGGACAAAGUC